Protopolystoma xenopodis is the source of this 1359-nucleotide messenger RNA. The record is from the annotation of a GenBank genome assembly. Lineage: Eukaryota; Metazoa; Platyhelminthes; Monogenea; Polystomatidea; Polystomatidae.
AUAUGGAUUGUUUCUAUGUUCAAGUGUUACAAUCCGAGAAACCAGAAACAAAAGGGAAGCCAUGUGCUGUUGUACAAUAUAAUGAUUGGAAAGGUGGCGGGUACUUAUUGCUUUUUUGCACAAUUAUUCGGUUAUAGAAUAAUUGCAGUAAGCUAUGAGGCCAGAUCUCUUGGAGUUACCAGGAUUAUGCGUGGAGAUGAUGCUAAAGAAAAAUGUCCUGAUAUAAUUCUUUUUAAAGUGCCAUCCCGUAGAGGAAAGGCGGACUUAAGAAAAUUUAGGAAAGCAAGUACUAAGGUCAUGGACUGUAUUUCUCGAUUUGUUAAUGACAUAGAACGGGCAAGUAUCGAUGAAGCAUAUCUCGACAUUACGAAUGCUGUAAAUAAAAGGCUUGCAGAUCGUAGUAUUUCGAUGGAAACUUUGAAUUUUUAUCCCGGUAAUCACGUCGUAUUACCUCCUGAAAAGGCCGCCCCGUUUCUUUCAUCCACAAAUUCGACUUCUUUAAGCCUAGAACUUAAUCACAAAAAUUGGAGAGAACUCUUGGUUAGCACCUUAGAAUCUGGUUCUCAACUCAUUGUUGCGUCCGAAUUGUCUUGGGAAAUAAGAAAAGCUAUUCUUAAUGAAACUGGCUUUAGCUGCUCUGUUGGCAUCGCCCAAAAUAAGACUAUUGCAAAACUCGCAUGUUCACUAAAUAAGCCCAAUAGGCAAACAAUGGUUCCGCCAGAGUCGGUUGAUUUUCUACUAUCCAAUACUCCUGUUAAAAAAAUUCGAAAUUUGGGGGGAAAACUUGGGUUAUCUGUCGCCGAGCAGUUUAAAAUAGAGAACUUAGGUGAAUUAUCGAAGAUUCCACUGUCACAUCUGACUGCUGCAUUUGGUGAAAAAACCGCCACGUGGUUAUAUGCUCUCUGUCGAGGCACUGACACAGAGCCAGUAACUCCUCGUAGCCUUCCAAAGUCGAUUGGUUGCAGCAAAAACUUUCUGGGCCAAAAUGCUCUAACUUCACAAACACUUAUAUUGCAUUGGCUUCGAACAUUGUCAGACGAACUUGUAGAACGGCUCCGGGAAGACAUGUACAUGAAUAAUCGUGAAGCAACCUGUGUUGUGCUUUAUGCUCGCAUUCAUUCCCCGGUCGGUCCAAGUACGUUUUCGCGAACUUUGUCUGGUGCUUCCACAUAUUUAGCGAUGCUCUCUACUAGAUCCGAUACUUCCACCUCCCAUCAGUUUUCUUCGGGUGAGGAGUUACACAUUUCAGCGGACGAAGAAAAGGAAACUGAGAUUAUUAUUUCUAAGCUGUCUUAUCUAGGCUUAAAUGCACUUCGUGAAGCUCUCAGUAUUAAAAAUUCUGAGCUGGACACCUGGUAA